AUGCGUCUGACAAUGACUAUGUUGGUAUUUUUCAUCGCAUUGUUUUUAGCAGCUGCAGCUAUUGAUCCACCUCCAAAUUGUCGAUUUUUGAAUCCUGUACGUGAUUCCUCUGCUGAAACUGCGUUGAUGAAUUUCUUCUACAUGAACACAUCGUUCAUCUUCAAAGAAUCGAAUUUCUUUCAACCUCAAUGUCUACUAUGUGAAAAUGAAGGUGGCUUAGUGUGCUUCGGUUACAAAGGUGGAUCUUCAUACGGAAUAGCUGCAGGUUCAAUCAAAUCUGUUCGACUGAUUACUAAUUUACCAUAUCUUUAUUCAUUGGGGGAAAAUGUCGGUGCAUCAGUAACGACUAUCGAUACAAUUGCAGUACUACGCGAAGAUUUGGUCAUAUCGCAUGAAACACUGGCGCGAUUCAAAGGAAUAUCCACGCUCGAUCCUGUUGUCGUAGGAAAAACGAUUGCUUUACGACUCGGUAUGAUAUGUCUGUCGGACGAUAUGAACGAACACUCUUUGACGAUAACUGGCAGUGUGAAUAAACUUAGUAUUCGUUUAUUUAUCAACGAAAUAUGGGUCAAUGGUAGCAAUGGAAUUAUUUUGAAUGGAAAUAAACGAGCACGAAUCAACUGCAGAAAUCAGAGUGUAGUUGUUGAAUCCAAUGGUGCUGUACCUGAUGAAUCUCCGUGUUCAAGUGCACCAUGUCUUGGUCCAGAAUACUGUUUGACAUAUCAGCCUGAGUAUUCAACUACUCGUGAGACGUGGUGUCCCUUAACUGAAAAAAAUUGGAUAUCAACUUCUGACAAUGAUUUAAAACUACUUCCAUCCGAUCUGUCUCUGCCGUUACAUAUUCAAUUAGAACGUGUUCUCCUCUAUGAAAAAGCAUUUACUGUAGUAUUGAAUCGGAAUUGGUUCAUCGAUUAUGCUGGUAUUCUUACUAUCUCAAUUCCGGAAGCUACAUCUGGUCUAUACUCAGAUCCUGUCUGGAAGAUUACUCUACCUUCGACCGAUCGGCAACCUCUAAAUCAACGAAAUAUACUUCUACAUAAUUGUACAAAUGUUCGAAUACGAUAUAACGCAUCUAGUAGCAGUCAUUUUCAGACAACAGUUGUGUUCGUAGAUAUGAGAUCCAAUUCUACCUUUACAAUCAAAGCGGAUCUUGACCAAGCGAAACAGUUGUGUAAUCCAGAUAUUUUAAUCGCUACUGACGAAAAUAGUUUAACAACAGCAAGCACUGAAAGUGUGCCUACUAGUACGACGACACCGUGGGAUUCCACAGGAUUUGCAUAUAUGAGUAAACCGUCGCACAUUUUAUUGAUUCCUAUAUGUUUCGCUUUGAUCUUUUGCAAACGCUGUGAGACUACAAAUAAGAGUGUAAAAGUGCUUCAAAAUUAUUGUCAAUUUCAAUCAAAUAUUCUUCUUUCAAUAAUGGCUACUAAUAUAUUACAUGCUAUCGUAUGCUUGCUGGUGGUCAAUGCAACGUCCGGUUUGGUAGCAGAUUCAUCGAUUAGUCGUUCAUUCUUUUUACCUCGGGCUUCGGACCCAUUCUGCGAUGAGUAUGUAGAAAUAGUCACUCGAAUGAGUUUGACUGAAUUGAUGAGUAUGCCGCAACUGAAUGAUACUGAGUUUCUUGAUCAACUUGCUCGUGGUAUCGACUCCGUCUUAGUAUCAAAGACUCGUACUGGUUUAAACGACUUAUUCGAUUCAAGUGUAGAUGGACCGAUGCAAUAUCAGACUGAGACAGAAGGCGAAUGGCAAGAAUUGAUGGCUGAUGCACCGGCUAGUAUAAAUUACAUGGGUGCUGUCAUGGCUAUCGCUAGCAGACAAGAUUUUCCUCUCAAAGAAAAUUUUGAUUACAAAUAUGUGAAAUAUCCCAAAUCUUUCCAAACUACUCUAGUGCAAGUUUCGAAUGAAAUGUAUACAGCAUUAUUUAAUGCGCACACAGGCAUGGAUAAAAUCCAACUCAAUAUGCGUCAAAUUCCUGUCCAGUUAAAGACUACUUUGAAAUUGAUUACGCAAGCGUCGACAGCUAUGGUCAAAGCAAUGUUACCUCGAACUUUAGCAAAUAUCGGACGAUAUGCUAAUGAUAGUGCCACUAUUGCUCGAAGUGCAAGCAAUAAAUUUGAAAAGCUUCAAGAAUUGCUUCAAGAAAUCGUGCUUGCUAGUACUCAGACAAAUUCAGCGAAUAAAGACAAAGCUGCAGAACUCGCCAAAGAAGCCGAGAAGACNCAAAUAUCGGACGAUAUGCUAAUGAUAGUGCCACUAUUGCUCGAAACAAAUUCAGCGAAUAAAGACAAAGCUGCAGAACUCGCCAAAGAAGCCGAGAAGACAAGAAAUAAACAGAAAGAAAUGGAUGCUGAAAUGGCUAAACUACAAAAUGAAUACGCUGUAGCUCGACAGGAUUUAGAAAUAGCUCGAAGAAACUAUCAUACAGCUAUGAUGAAUGUUCCCGGCGGUCAGUGGGAUACAGCUGCUUGGGAGGUUUACGCUGCUCAACGACCUUUUGUGACAUGUUCAGGAGUGUGGUUCUGGAAAAAAUGUCGAUUACAUCGUGAAGAGCAUUUUUCCCAAUACAAUCAUGAAGCAAAAGAAAAAGCCAAAGAAGCUUUGAAACUUCUCAAAGAAGCAGAAGAACGAAGUAAAAAUGCUUUCACUCAGCAAAUGAAUAAACAAAAUGCACUCGGUACAGCCAUGACCGCUUUGGCAAUGAUUAAAUUUGAUGAAAUCUCAAUCAAUCAGACGAUUACUAUUCUUCUCGAUGCAACGAAAAAGAUUUCAGAUGUCAAAGAGCAAUGGAGUCGAAUCACACGAUUUUUCACUAACCUCGCGAGUAGAACUGAACAUACACAAAACGUCAUAUUGGAAGACUUUCUCGGUGUUAUCGCCGAUGUUCAAUCAAUAGGACAAUCUUUGGAUCCAAUAGACAAAGCAGUUUUCGUCACAAUGUUAGCAGAAACGGCAAAGGAUAUCGAUGAAGAUACGCACAUGCUUUUUCUUAUGGCUAACAUAUAUUCAAAUGUGUCAAGCAAACAUUUAGUCGAUCGAAUCGCUAGUCUGUCCGGUCUUCUCACUAUACAGAACAACGCUGAGAGAGAUGUGUAUGUCAAAUCAGUGGCUAAUACGACACAACACACAUCACUAGAAAUAAAACGCCUAGCAGCUGAUCGACAAAAGGCAUAUGAAUCGGCGAGUUCUGUUCGUCAAGAACAAUAUAUGAACCUCAUUCAAGAAGUAACAUUGCAAGAAGAAUUAGAUCUCCUAGGUGGUAUUGGAAUUGGUAGACGUUGA
Adineta ricciae is the source of this 3279-nucleotide messenger RNA. The record is from the annotation of a GenBank genome assembly. Lineage: Eukaryota; Metazoa; Rotifera; Eurotatoria; Adinetida; Adinetidae.